UUGAGAAUUAUUCUUCUUCUUCUUCUUCUUUAGACCCGAGCUCUCUCACACACAAACGGUAAUGGAAGGCGAUCAAGAGACGGAGGUUUAUACUUUGGUGGCAAGGAAACCUUCCUUCGAUCUCCCAACAGCUUGCCCUAAUUGUCUUCCUGCUUACAUAUACCUCAAACUAGCCCAGCUUCCUUUUGAACUUGCGUUCAAUUCAACCUUCCCUGAUUCAGAUGAACUGCCGUACUUUGAAAGUGGAACAUAUGUUGCAUAUAACAAUGAAGAUGGAGGAGUCAUUGAAAAACUGAAGAAAGAUGGGAUUGUUAAUCUGGACUCUCAGCUUCAGUCUCUUCCGGAUUAUUUGUCGUUGAAGGCUCUUAUUGUUUCUUGGCUGGAAGAAGCGCUUACCUAUGAGAUAUGGGUUGGUACCGAGGGGAUAUCUACUACGAAAAUCUACUAUUCAGAUCUUCCUUGGGUGAUCAGCAAGGUUCUGUUUUAUAAGCAGACAUACUUGGCCAAGAACCGUUUAGGAAUCACCAAAGAAAACGCAGAGCAAAGAGAAAAACAGAUAUACAAGAGAGCAAGUGAGGCAUAUGAAGCCUUGUCGACUAGGUUAGGCGAGCAGAAGUUUCUCUUUGAAGACAGGCCAUCGAGUUUGGAUGCUUUCUUACUCUCGCACAUGCUUUUUAUUAUCCAAGCAUUACCGGUAACAUCUGUGCUUCGGUGCAAACUCCUGGAACAUAGUAAUCUUGUGAGAUAUGCUGAGAAACUUAAGUCAGAGUUCCUUGAAGCUUCUUCUUCAUCUCCUUCACCUCCACUUCACUCAUUCCCUUCCUCAUUUCCAAGAAAGAGUUCGAAGCCAAAGGGCAAACCAAAGGUGGAAAAGACCGAAGAGGAGAAAAAAUUUAAGAAAAGAGCAAGAUUCUUUCUAGCUGCUCAGUUUCUAGCCGUCGUCGUUUACGUAUCAGUAAUGGGAGGAGGUAGUUCUGAGGAACUGGAGUAUGAAGAUGAAGAUGACUAAACUGAAGCUUCUCUUAUUAAAUGGACCGGUAACUCUCAGGCAAACACUUCUUAGACUAAGAAUAAUCUCUACGCUUUUUUUCUUGAACUCUUGGUUAUGGAGCGGAUUACAGAUGUGAGAUUAGUCGUUUUUGUUCUGAAGGAGAUUCUAUUGGCUUUUAUAUAAAUUUCAUUGGUUUUUAA
Messenger RNA from Arabidopsis lyrata subsp. lyrata, 1191 nucleotides. RefSeq names its product mitochondrial outer membrane import complex protein METAXIN. The coding region runs from base 62 to 1009 and encodes 315 amino acids. NCBI's taxonomy places the organism in Eukaryota, Viridiplantae, Streptophyta, Magnoliopsida, Brassicales, Brassicaceae. Gene Ontology annotation, cellular component: SAM complex. Gene Ontology annotation, biological process: mitochondrion organization. The record is from RefSeq and is a predicted model, not a curated record. The transcript has 6 exons.